GCAGGGCGUCGGGCCUGCUUAACGCGAUGCAAGGUCCGAGCAAAGAGGCCGCUGCGGUGACGCUCUCACAGUGCGCCGCAAUUCAUUACGCCACCAACCCCACACUUACGGCGGGCGCCUGGGCUCGCAGCGGCGGGGUCGCCUCCACCUCUGCGGCAGUGGACACGGCGGCCCAGCGAGUGGCGCCGUGGCGCAGCCCUGCUGGCCAGUCGCGCGGCAUGUUCAUUCAAACGCAGCCCACGCCCAACCCCAACAGCCUAAUGUUUGUGCCGGGGAAGCCGGUGAUGCAGUCGGGCACCAUGGAGUUUGGCUCGGCACGUGAGGGCAUGAAGUCGCCGCUAGCCAAGAAGCUGUUUGCGGUCGACGGCAUCACCUCGGUGUUCUUUGGCUCCGACUUUGUGACUAUCACAAAGAAGGACGAGUACAGCUGGCCGGUGCUCAAGCCCGACGUGUUCGCGGCGAUUAUGGAGUUCUACGCAUCAGGCGAGGCGCUGAUUAGUGAUGCGGACGCGCUGGCGGCGUCGGACACCGCCAUCCACCCAGACGACAGCGAGGUUGUGGCUAUGAUCAAGGAGCUACUGGAGACGCGCAUCCGGCCGGCGGUGCAGGAGGACGGCGGGGACAUUGUGUUCAAGGGCUUCGAGGAGGACACCGGCAUGGUGCAGGUCAAGCUGGUGGGCGCCUGCAGCACGUGCCCCUCCUCCACCGUGACGCUGAAGAACGGCAUUGAGAACAUGCUCAUGCACUACAUCCCUGAGGUCAAGGGGGUCAUGGAGGCUCCUCCGGACGAGUCCGAUGAGGAGGGCGUCAAGGCGUUUGCGGAGUUCGAGAAGAAGAUCGGGGCUGCCUCCGACGAGGAGGAGGGCGAGGCCAAGCCCGCGGCGCCGCCCAAGGAGCAGAACCCCAUGGCCGCCCACCUGUCCAACUGAGGAGUGCUGGAGCGGGGCUGGGCGUCCAUGGAGGCAACGGCGGAGCGGGAAUGCGGCGGCGGGCGUGGGUGUGGUCGAUUGCGCGCGUGGGGCAAUAGGUGCGACAAGGUUGCGCAGGGAUCGUUCGGAUGCAAGCUCCACGUAAGGUUUGGGCGUCGACGGGAGUGUGUGGCUGUAUAUAUGUACAUGGCCGAUUGGCGGGAUUGGCCGAAUGCCCCUACCCCCUACGUAUGCCGUAUGGGCUGAUCGGUUGAGGUGGUUACGUGCCCUUUCAUUCAGCGGAAUUUCAAGCAAAGUUGGAGUGCUGAAUUGAACUGGUGUAACGUGAUUUGC
This is a messenger RNA of Chlamydomonas reinhardtii, 1262 nucleotides long. RefSeq lists its product as uncharacterized. Gene Ontology annotation, cellular component: mitochondrion. The transcript is spliced from 8 exons. Lineage: Eukaryota; Viridiplantae; Chlorophyta; Chlorophyceae; Chlamydomonadales; Chlamydomonadaceae. The coding region runs from base 27 to 929 and encodes 300 amino acids. Gene Ontology annotation, molecular function: iron ion binding; iron-sulfur cluster binding. The record is from RefSeq and is a predicted model, not a curated record. Gene Ontology annotation, biological process: iron-sulfur cluster assembly.